AUGGAGACUUCUGUUCAGGAAAAUAACGAAAACCAAACAUAUUAUGAUGCUGUUCGAGAUAACCAAUGGGUUAAACAGGCAUUUGCUACCUACGACUGGGCUAAACACAGUUGCUCUCUUGUAGAGAACACUCUUAACACUGUUGAAAAGGGAGUCUACGGUGUCUCUGAGAUCGCUCAAAGAAAAGCUACAAAUACAUACAACACUCUCUAUGUUCGUCCAAGAAAUGCUGUAGCCGGUGUUUACUCUGCAGGAAAAGGAGCUCUUGAAAAUGGAAAAGUUGCUGCUGUUCAUGGAACAACUGUAGGACUUGGAGCUGCUGUUCUUGCAACUCAGUUUGGACUAGCUUUGUCUGCCGGAGGUGCUGAAAUUCUAUUAGACUCUCUCAACUCUGCCAAAGGUGCUGGACGCCGUGUUAUUUACUCAAUCAAGCAACUUGAAGAAGCUCUAGUUCAAAGGAUCUGGGCUUGCAUUCAUGAAGUCCAACGUCUCGCCAAUAUUCCCAUCUCUCACCUAACGGAAACUACUCAUUCUCUUUUGGAUUUGAUAAGAGCCCUAGUUGAGAAAUCGUUAUCUCUCCAGAUUAAGGAGAGUCCUGAUCAAUCUGUUGGUGAACGUGUAACCGGAAUCGCUUCGGCUAUCGUUUCUUCUUUGAGAUCCAAGGCUUAUGAUUCUGUUAUCGACCCUAUCAAUGACAAAACAAAAGUUUUGCUCGAUCAGUUAUCAGGAAGCUUCCUUUUGGUGGACAUUAUGAAAUCAAAGGGUGAAUGGGUUCGUGGUAAGGUUGAGGAUGUGUCAGCUUCUCUCUCUGAGCUUAAGACUCGUCUUGAAGAUGAAGCCCGUCAUUAUAGCGCUGCCCCUGAAGAAAUGCUUAUGAAGUCUAUCAAGUCUAAUGCUGACCAGCUAGUUGCUCAACUCACAUCUUUAAGAAGUAUGGGGCAACAGCUCUUCGGUGAUGACACGUAUGUUGAUGGCGCUAUCACUUAUCUUCUCACCCUCGAAGAAAGCUUGAAAGAAACUGAAACUAUUUACGAAGUCAGAGAUGAGGUGUUGAAAGAAGCUCACCAACGCUUCAUGGAGUUGAAGACCUGGGCUUCUGAUGUCCUUCACCUUAACUAA
Auanema sp. JU1783 is the source of this 1119-nucleotide messenger RNA. The record is from the annotation of a GenBank genome assembly. NCBI's taxonomy places the organism in Eukaryota, Metazoa, Nematoda, Chromadorea, Rhabditida, Rhabditidae.